AUGCCAAGCUGGACAAACGUAUUCUUCGUGCUCUGCAGCGUCCUGUCACCUGCUCUCUGCUGUGACUGGGUCAGCAGUCGCUUUGGUCACCUCAGUGGCCAAUCCAUGGAUCUCAUCCUGCAAAUGGGCGGUCCACUGACAAAGGACGAGUGUCCAGUUCCCUUUCCAGACAAACUCUACACUGCAAUAUGCAAGGCUCAGGUGGACUCUCAGCUGGUUUUCGUCAGAGACAGUCUGAAGCUGAUUUCACAUCUCUAUUACCAUGAUAACCUCACAGCAGUUUCCUGGGAUAACAGAAAAUUGGAGGACUUCCGAUCAAUCAUCCACAGACAAGUAGAAGAGCUGAACGUUUGUGUGUCGCCUGGCGAACAAAUGGACAGAAAACUGAGAAAUUACUACAGGAGGUUAACUCAAAGCACACUGGGCCGCACUGGUGGCAGUGCCGCGUCCUGGGAGCUGAUCAGAGAGGUAACCAAACGCCACCUGGAUCGCCUGGAUGUGAUGAUGAACUUCAUCAAAGAGUCGUUUGCCAACAGGAGGCGCAAUACUGGACAGCAUCACUGA
Cheilinus undulatus (humphead wrasse) is the source of this 564-nucleotide messenger RNA. Its product is annotated as interferon a3-like. The transcript has 5 exons. The record is from RefSeq and is a predicted model, not a curated record. Gene Ontology annotation, molecular function: cytokine receptor binding. Gene Ontology annotation, biological process: defense response. Gene Ontology annotation, cellular component: extracellular region. NCBI's taxonomy places the organism in Eukaryota, Metazoa, Chordata, Actinopteri, Labriformes, Labridae. The coding region runs from base 1 to 564 and encodes 187 amino acids.